This is a messenger RNA of Diabrotica balteata, 2112 nucleotides long. NCBI's taxonomy places the organism in Eukaryota, Metazoa, Arthropoda, Insecta, Coleoptera, Chrysomelidae. The record is from the annotation of a GenBank genome assembly.
GAUAAUGUUUUGAGGUUAGAUAUAAAUUACCAGCAGUUUUCAACACUGAACACAAAAAUAAUCAAUAAAAUAUCAGUACAGCCAACACAUAACGUUGUGGAAAUGUCAAAAAUUGUAAACAAUCACAUUAUUUAAACUUUUUGAUUAGACAAAAUCCGAAAUGUUUUCAAAUGUUACAGCUUUGGAUUUUCCAACGAUAUGUCGACUCUGUUUAAAAAAGGAAUAUUCGAAAGCCAUAUUUGAAGUACCUGAGUACCUAACAUUGAUUCAGAACAUAACUAAUUUAAAGGUUCAAGAAAAUGAUGGCUUUCCAAAACAUAUAUGCCAGCAUUGUUUAAACAAACUAAGAGAUAUUUCUGAAUUUGUUCAAAUGUGCAUCGGAAACAAUGAUAUUUUACUACAUAUACAUGAAAAUAACAAAAUUAAGAGUGAGUUACUAGAAACAACAUUAAAUGUUACUGGAUUGUUAGUUGAAAAUGGAAAUGAUAGUGAUGUAUCACUGAAAUCAGAACUGUAUUAUCCUGAUCAAGUCUAUUCGGAUUCAGAAAAUGAAGAACCUAAGCCAAAAAAGGUUACCUGUAAAUCAUGCCAAACAUCAUUUAACUCUUGGUAUAAUCUACAAGUACACCAAAAGAAAGGAUGCCCAAUGUUUGAUGUUAAAAAAGUUGAAUAUAUAUGCCUCAUAUGUGAUUGGGUGGGUGAUACAAAGUCUGCGCUAAGAAACCAUGAGAGGAAGGAGCAUACAGAGAUUGUGGAGGUUUCCGCAGGUCUAACUAAAAAGAAGUGGAAAUGUGCUAUAUGUUGCAAAUUAUUUACUAAAAAAAUUGAUCUACAAAGACAUAGGAGGGUACAUACAGGCUUAAGACCGUUCAUUUGCAAACUUUGUGAGAAGGGCUUUACACAAAAGAGCACACUCGAGAGGCACAUGAGUUCUCUACAUUCUAAUCAAGAAGAAAAAUACAAUUUUGAGUGUUAUAUUUGUGAAAGAAAGUUUGUGAGAAAGGAUCAUUUAGAGGCACACAUGCACAAUGUGCAUAUCAAAAGACAGAAUGAUGAACCACUGGAAAUUGAAUAUUAUACGAGCUCUAAAAGUUGUAAAUUGUGCUCCAAAUCUUUCAGUAUAUUUUCUUAUUUACACAACCAUCUUAUGAUAGUGCAUGAAGAGACAAAACCCCCCAAACCAAAACCUAGAGAAAAGAAAAUAAAAUUCGAACACUCCUCAAAUCUGUGUAGUAUUUGUGGAAAAUCUUUCGAAAAGAGAAAAACUUACCAGAUGCACAUGAAUAGAAAACAUUCAGAGAAGAAAUAUGAACAGAAACCUAGAAAAGUUGUAGCUAAAAGAGAUAAAUUUCAGUGUUGGCAUUGUGGGAAGAUAUUUACCACUCAGUCUAAUCUUACAGUACAUAUCCGCAUUCAUACUGGAGAAAAACCAUAUCAAUGUGGAUUUUGUGCUCAAAAAUUUGCUGCUUAUUCCAGUUGGCAUGAACAUGAAAAUAUUCACACUGGAAAAAAACCUUUCCAAUGUGUGCACUGCAAGAAAGCUUUUAAACAAAGAGGAUCAUUGAGAAAACACAUGAGGUCAUCCGUACAUAGAAAACCAGUGGAAGAAAUGAUAUCACCAGAACUUCAUAAUAUGGUACAAAUAACUUCACUUUAAAAUAAUGUAAAAGAGGAUCUGUUAGAGUGAAUAGUGAAGAAGUAUGGAAUAGUGAUUUUUAUUACUAGUAGCACAACAAUAUUUUAAUAUGUUUAUAUGAGGCAGUAAUUUUAAAUUUAUAAUCUUACUUUUUAAGGCUGUACUUAAUAGUAAGUACUUCAAUUUAUGAUAUGAAUAGUAUUUACAAUUAAAAUUAAUUUUUAUUUUAUUUAGACUGCAUAAAAACUACCACUGUAAGAAUUGUAUAGCAAGGAAUAAACCUGAGGUUUUAUGUAUAUACCUACUUAACAAUUUUUAGAAGUAUUAUUUUUGGACACAAAUUUUAUAGCAGUAAUAUUUUAAAUUUUUAUUAUGAAUUGUGAUUAUUGAUAAUAUAUUUUAUAUUUAUUGUAUAAAAUUAUUUAUUAUUUGUGUGUGUAUGAUUGUAGGAAUUGAUUAAUAAACAUAAAUUAAUA